Haliotis rubra (blacklip abalone) is the source of this 3286-nucleotide messenger RNA. Its product is annotated as serine incorporator 5-like. Bases 144 to 1952 code for a protein of 602 amino acids. The record is from RefSeq and is a predicted model, not a curated record. Lineage: Eukaryota; Metazoa; Mollusca; Gastropoda; Lepetellida; Haliotidae. The transcript has 13 exons. Gene Ontology annotation, cellular component: membrane.
CAUCAACAGCUUUGUAUUCCGUGUGCCACCGUUCGAAUGUUUACAUUGUCAUGUGUGAUACUGACAUAUAAAGAUGGAUUCAAAUUGAUGAUGAUCUGUACAAUAGGCAGUUGAAAUACUUAUAUCCACAACAUCAGUUGAAAAUGUUUGGCUGUUGUGCCUCGCAGGUGGCCUGCUGCUGUGGUCCAGCAUCAUGUGCUCUGUGUUGCAAAUGUCUGCCGAAGAUCAACGAGUCCACCGGGUCGAGGAUCAUGUACACCAUCUUCUUCAUACUGGUGUUUGUGGUGGCCUGCCUCAUGCUCUCUCCACAGCUGGAGGAAGUCUUCAGGGAGAGGGUGCCAGCAUUCAACGACACAUGUGUCAUGUUGAAUGUAGGCCCCAACUGCAGCCGCUUGAUGGGGUAUAAGGCCGUAUAUCGCCUGUGUCUGGGCGUGGUCAUCUUCCACUUCCUGCUGAUGUUGCUGACACCCUUCGUGCCGAGCAGCAACCACUGGCGUGCGUCAGUACACAAUGGGUACUGGAUCUUCAAGUUUCUGGUUCUGUGUGGACUCUGUGCUGGGGCAUUCUUCAUCCCCUCAACGUACAGUCUCUACUGGAUGUACAUUGGCAUGGCUGGGGGAUUUCUUUUCAUCAUCUUGCAGCUGAUACUCUUGGUGGACUUCACUCACUCCUGGAAUGCAGCCUGGGUGGGCAGGAAGUCUGGCACUGGCUCCAGGAACAACUGUGGGUAUGCAGGCACCCUGAUGAUUGCUGUGAUAUUCUUCAUUAUCGGUGUGCUGGGCGUUGUGAUGCUGUUUGUCUACUAUGCACCGAAUGACUGCAACACCAACAAGAUCUUCAUCGGCAUCAACACUGGCCUCUGCGUCACCAUCUCCAUCAUCACCCUGCUGCCAUGUACAGAGAAGUUUAACCCCAAUGCUGGCAUGCUGCAAGCUUCUGUGAUCAGCUUGUAUGUCCUGUACCUCACCUGGUCAGCUCUCACCAGUGAACCCCCAGAGGAAGUGAACAUCUUGGAGACCUUUGCCACGAAGACUCAGCGCCUCUCCCAGCAGAAGGAUGCACAUGCCGUGAAGAUAGGUCAGGUGGGCCAGCACUUCCACCGGGAGGCCAACAUGUCAUCUUUGUAUCAGUGUCGACCAGAUCCAUCUUUCCCAGAAGCUGAUCUCAUCUCCGCUUAUGCCGGACUCCUCAUCACGUUUAUCAUGGCUGUAUACUCCAGUGUCCGGACGUCCAACCAGUCACACAAACUGGGCAUCCGCCGGGGAUCAGCAGCGGGAGGCAAGACGUGGUGUUGCUGUCUCAUGUAUAAACGAGAUAAUCCAUCAAUUCAUGGCGGCCAGGAGGUCGUGCAGAAUGAGGCAGACGGAGUUAUCUACUCCUACUCUUUCUUCCACUUUGUGUUCUGUCUGGCUGGGCUUUACAUCAUGAUGCAGCUGACUAACUGGUACAGACCCGAGGAGACAAACAUAGACAAGUUUGGGCUGAAUUGGUCUGCAGUGUGGGUGAAGAUGGCCUCCAGCUGGGUAUGUGUGGCCAUAUACACCUGGACUCUCUUCAUCCCCAAGUGCUGCCCAGGACGGAACCUGUCCUUUCCCAGACCACGCCAAGAUUCGGUUGAUGGUAGGCUUGAAGAGGAAUGUCUCCAUGAUAUGCCAAGAUCUGGGUCUAGGUCAUCAAAUAUAUCUUCAAGAACAGUCGAUGAGGAUCCUCGUCCAGGAUCCAGGAUGUCCAGAUCAAAGUCUGCUUCCCGUGACAAACUAAACAGACAGUCCCCUGCACGGACUCCUAUUGAGGAGCGACCUAGCUCCAGAUCAUCUGCAGCUGCAAAGUCAAAGGACAGAUACAGAUCUCCAGCAAGGACUCCCAUCGAGGACCGACCAAGUUCAAGGUCAGCUAGAAGGUCAAGAUCACGUUCACCCAAAAAAGAUAGAGACAGACAGAGUUCAGUAUGAGCGUAUUUCAUGUGUGUCCCAAGGUGUUGUGAUAUGUGACUAUAAGGACAAAGUUCAAGGUCAUCAAGAAGGUCAAGAUUACAGUUACCAAGAGGCAGUAGAGACUGACACAAGUGUGCAAGGUGUUAUGAUAUGUGACUAUUGAUGACACAAAUGUCCAUAUUUGUUCGUUUUUUCUAGUAUUUCACUUAUCAUGCUAAUGUACCUCAAUUUCUAGCUGACUCCUGUGUCCUAGAAGAAUUCCUUUUGAUGCUCAGACUUCAGGUUCUCUACAAAUGGCUAUUGUAUAUGAAUAUUCAGGUAUUCACACGUGUUUGUACGGUUUGUGUGAAACAUUCUGUUGUCAACUAGCUCAUGUUACCUGAAAGAUAACGAAUAAGAACUGGCAGUUUGAACCCCCAAGUAUAACAUGGUCAAGCCUUGCAGAAACAUUAUUAUUUGAAUUAGUAAUUGUCAUUAUAUGUUUGGUAAUGGUAACCAUGGCAACUUGUAAAAAGUUUCUUUAACCAUGUUUAAGUAGCUAUUGAACAUAGUGAAAUAAUGUUAAUCCCUAUCUUGCUAAUUCACCAAUGGCUGAUUCGAGAACUUCUUGUUUUUCAUGUAUAGAGUUAUAUCAGUUCGGUGUCUUGCAGAAUCUGUAAAGUCAUCAAAAGUGAGGAAAAGUAUUAAGAUUUUUUGGUGGUUGAAUUUGGUAAUUGAGAUUUUAUUAACUGUUCACUCAAGAACUUUUUAGGAGUUCAAAGAUUUGUUCAAGAAGUAUUGUCUCUUGAUUUGGCAACCCUUUUGUGGUUAAAAUCAUAAUUAUUGAAACACGACAAUUGUUGUUCCAGAACUGAAUCUCAGUGUGUAUAGGAAUCUAUAUAUGGAAAUCUAUGUGUAGAAAUCUGUGUAUAGGAAUCUAUGUAUAGGAAUCUAUAUAUAGGAAUCUAUGUAUAGGAAUCUAUAUAUAGAAAUCUAUGUAUAGGAUUCUGUGUAUAGGAAUCUGUAUAGGAUUCUGUGUAUAGGAAUGUAUAUAAAGGAAUCUGUAUAGUAUUUUAAGUAUAGGAAUCUAUAUAUAGGAAUCUGUGUAUAGGAUUCUAUGUAUAGGAAUCUAUUAUGUGGACAGAGAAAGAAGCAACCCAAAUUAUUGCCUUAUUUCUGGCAUUGACAUUUUCUAGCAUUGUGUAGAAUAGAAAUCUUAUAUGUGGUUGUAUAUUUCCCCGUACAACAUGAACACUGUGAGUAUAUUUCCCCAUACAACAUGAACACUGUGAGUAUAUUUCCCCAUACAACAUGAACACUGUGUGUAUAUUUCCCCAUACAACAUAUACACUGUUAGUAUAUUUCCCUGUACA